Humulus lupulus (European hop) is the source of this 1812-nucleotide messenger RNA. RefSeq names its product protein TIFY 6B-like. The coding region runs from base 241 to 1428 and encodes 395 amino acids. Gene Ontology annotation, cellular component: nucleus. The transcript has 7 exons. Lineage: Eukaryota; Viridiplantae; Streptophyta; Magnoliopsida; Rosales; Cannabaceae. Gene Ontology annotation, biological process: regulation of jasmonic acid mediated signaling pathway; response to wounding; regulation of defense response. The record is from RefSeq and is a predicted model, not a curated record.
CUCCCUUCCCCUGAAGGAAAAAAAAAAAAAAAUCUCUCUCUGCUUUUUUCUGUAGUUGUAAGCUUUUCCUUCGUCUCUCUCUUUAAUCAGAAGUUUUUGUGGGUUUGUGGCCAAGAGGGUUGGUUUGGUGGGCAGAGAAGUAACUGGAGUUUUUCUAUCUUCGUCUUUUUUUCAUUUUUGGGUUAGUUUGAGCUGGGUUUCAACUGGGAUUUUGCUUAUUUCUUUUCUUGGUAGUUGGAGAUGGAGAGAGAUUUCAUGGGAUUGAGCUCAAAAGAGUCAGUGGUUAUGGUGAAGGAGGAAAUUGCUAAUGAUGGGUGCAAAGACUCAGGUUAUACCAAGGGUUUAGGUGCUCAAUGGCCUUUCUCAAACAAGGUUUCUGCUCUGCCUCAUUUGAUGUCUUUCAAGGUUGGUCAAGAUGAUAAGGCUAGAAAAACUAUGCCAGAGUCUAUGUCUUCUGGAUUUGGGCCUCUCCCAACAGCAGAUGCAUUUGAACAAAAUCAGAGACGAGCUAUGCUUGAAUUCCAGAAAUCCUUCAAUCACGAUAGGCAAGGUGGCACUCAAUUUCCCCUGACAGCAUAUCCUGCGCAACAUGAUUUGUAUUCUGUGCACCGUUCUCAUGAUGUGAAGAUGUUUUCAGUUCCAAACCAAGCAGUUUCUGUUUCUAUGGGAAAUCCUUAUUUAAAGGAUCAUUUUGCUGUUGCUGGCCAGAAUUUAGCUCCCGCUUCUGCGAAGCAACCAUUGCUCGGAGGAAUUCCCGUGGCAACUCAGCAUUACAUUCUUCCAACUACAUGCUCAAUUGCUGGUAUCACUGAACCAUGGAAUAAUGUUAAGGCCGCUGGAUCUCCCGCUCAAUUGACAAUUUUUUAUGGGGGUUCAGUGAAUGUCUAUGAAGAUAUCUCCCCUGAGAAGGCACAGGCAAUUAUGUUCUUAGCUGGGAGUAGUUCUUGUCUGUCUUCUAAUGCAUCGAAUUUGAAAGCUCAAAUCGUGACACCAAGCUCAAAGUUGGGAGCUCUUGAUGGUCUCCCAAUAAAUCAGCCAAUAAAUACACCAAAUUCUGCAGUUUCAAGCCCACUGUCAGUCUCUUCACACACUGGUGUGCCAUCAGGGAGUGGAUCCACAAGUAAUGAUGAAAUAAUGUCUGCUAAAGCAGCCAGAGUCCAUUCUACCUCUUUGAGCAAAGUGGAGCCUCCCAAGAUAAUGAAUGCAGUUGGAUCUGUCGCUGCAACUGCUUUGAUGCCUUCUGCUUUAUCUUUUGCAGCCGUUCCACAAGCUCGCAAAGCAUCUUUGGCUCGGUUUUUGGAAAAGCGCAAGGAAAGGAUGAUGAAUGCAAUACCAUACAACUUCUGCAAGAACACUUCGGAAUGCACUGCCACCGAAUCCAACGGUGCGAAUUUUUCUGCAAGUACGGCUGUAGACUCUAUCUAUUAGCAAAAGGGAAAAUAGCCGUGUGACCUAUGAUGCAAUAUUAUUAGAAAGGAAAUUGCUGAAAAUUUUAUGCAGCAAGUGAAAAUAUGUAAACAAAUGGUUAUUCUUAUUAUUAUCAUUAUCAUUAUUAUUAUUAUUAUUAUUAUUAUUAUUCUUGAUCAAAGAAACUGCUUAUCUUUGACUAUUUUAGAUGUUAAAGUACUGACAUUCAUAUAUGCAGCUGGUUUGUAAUUUUCCCACCUAUCUUUUUAGUAGGAUUAUGUUAUAGUGGGAUUAUUGCUUCCUUCUCUAGAACAUUGGUUACUCCUUUGUAACUAAUCUUGUAUCUUUUUGUUUUGUGUUUUGCAAUGUGGAAAUAAGUACCAUAAAAAAUAUUGUUAUGUGCUA